Molecule: messenger RNA, 1904 nt
Organism: Oryza brachyantha (malo sina)
Lineage: Eukaryota; Viridiplantae; Streptophyta; Magnoliopsida; Poales; Poaceae
Exons: 4
Coding region: 156-1196 (346 amino acids)
Source: RefSeq, a predicted model, not a curated record
GCCCGGGGAGGCGACGACGAUGUCAGGAGGCCAAGAGGUCUCGGGUGAUUUGGGUUCGCCCAAGACACCGCAAGGGUAGCAGUAUUUAACCGAUCAAAGGUGUGCAGAUUGGCGUAGUAUACUGCCACCAUGGAGGUGUUUGGAAUGACCACAUCAUGGACCUAGGUGACCACUCUAAGAUCAAAAGGGCAAGAGCCACAAAUUGGCCUACAGUGAUGUCAAAGUUUGUGCUUGAUUGGUACCUUCAGAAGAAGAAGGAGAUGCCACCUAAGACCAAGUUCAAGAAGAUACACCACCAUUAUUGCACAUCCAUAUUAAAUGCUAGAUUUAAGACAACUUUCACUGUUGAUCAGGUCCAUCGCCACUUUAGGCGCUUCAAGGAGGUUUGGAAUAUUGUGGCUCGUUAUAUGAAUGUGACAGGGAGCAGGUUUGACAAGAAACACAAAAUGCUAGUACUACCUCCUUCAACUAUGGCUAGUCUACCUAUAGCUGAGCGUGCAAUUCUUGCUAAACCAAUUCCAUUCUUCAAUCAUAUACAAGCUCUCUUUGGUGAGUGGUCAAUGGAUGCUGCCCCCGUGACAGACCCAAUUGCAGCUGAUGACAUUAACGAUGAUGACAUGGAAAUCCUGGAUCCAUUGAACAUGAUGGCAAAUUGUGCAGAUGCAAAGGACCCUGAUGGUACAGACUUGGACAAAUUUGUUUUGGAGGAUGAAGAUGACUGUCAUGAGGUGGCAGCAAGUAGUGACGCAGUGCCUUGUGAAGUGAUGUCUGACACUAGUGCACCAUCUAGCCAGCCAUCUGGAUCCUUUGCCGAGAGCACAAUGGCUGCUCUCAAGCCUGGAUUGAAGAAAUGCAAAAUAGUCAGCAAAGCAAAACCAACCCCAAGCCCAAAAUCACAGGCUCCUGUGCCACAUGAGGGCAGGAAAGCGGAUAUGGUAAAGAGUACCUUAGCCGGGAUCUGUGACCGUCCUGCAAAACCAAUACGGGCAGCUCCGACAUCAUCAGACCCAAAUGCUCCUCUGUGGACCAUGCUAAAAGAAAUCCCAUUGACACCUGCUGAUAGACUCUCAGUUGGGAUUUGUCUUUGUAAACCAGAGUAUGAAGUGCACCGCAGCUUUUUCAUGAACAUGGGUAGGGAGUACCUUGAAGCUUGGGCCCAUAAGUUCUUAUCUGGAGGUGAACAUGCAUCCUUGUAGUCUGAUAGCGCAGAAGCUGGCUGGCUGCUAGUUCUUUCUUUUACCUCAUCAAUAGGACAAUAGCAACCCAUAGUCUCUGCUGAUGGAUAACUGUUUAUGACAUCCUAUUUCAACUGCUAAAAUAUAAGUGGUAAAUAUAGUAGGAAUUGUAAAUGUGAAACUUACUUUGGGCCUGUUUGGGGGAGCUUUUUCUAGCUGCAGCUUCUCCCAAAAGCUCCUUCUGCCAGAAGUUGCCCCAAACGAUUCACAGCUUCUGAGAAUCUGUAGUUACAGAUUCUGGAAAAUGAACUAAAAAUCCACAAGCUGGAGAAGCUGGGUUUAGGAGCUUUUCCAUAUUCUCAGAAGUUGGUUACCAAGUAGCUGCUUCUCAGAAUCUAAAACUCCCCCAAACAUACCCUUAGACCCAUAGCUAACAGUUCAGUGAUGUCUUCUUGUACUUUUGUGACAAGGUAUUAACAGCGUAAGUUGGUAAGCUGUCGAGAGCUCUAUAAAAAAAGUCUACAUGUGAUGACACGAGGUUGCAGAUGAUGCUGAAAAUGAUUGGUUGUCAUAUGUGUGAUGCCUUUGUUCAGAGUCAGAUACCUUUUCUUCAUCUGAAUGUGCUCUUUGAAACCAUCGUGUGUCAUUAUUCUCUCUUGAGCAAGACAGCUCUAGCUAUCCUGAUUGCCGCUAUAUGCCUGCAGGAUUGCUGACAAGUAUACGCCAAAA